Molecule: messenger RNA, 2835 nt
Organism: Vespa crabro (European hornet)
Lineage: Eukaryota; Metazoa; Arthropoda; Insecta; Hymenoptera; Vespidae
Product: cytochrome P450 4C1-like
Exons: 13
Coding region: 959-2512 (517 amino acids)
Molecular function (GO): monooxygenase activity; heme binding; iron ion binding
Source: RefSeq, a predicted model, not a curated record
UUUUUUUUUUUUUUUAAGAAACAUUUUUGUACUCAUAAUCUACGCAUUGAUAAAUAUGUGCUAUUAAAAGACAAGAGAGAGAUAAAAUUGAACGAAAGUAUCAAUAUCUAUUGUUAUCUUUUUCAAUAUCUUCUCAUUUUGAAGAGGAUUAUAAAAUUUAUACACGUGUUACAGUAAUACAUCCGGUAAGAAUGUUAUCAUCGAUCACUCUUUCCAGUUCCUUUGAUUACUAGAAAAUUGAAUUUUUCAAAUCAAGAUCAUUUUAAAUAUAUAUGUAUAUAUAUAUACAUUUAUAUAUAUAUAUAUAUGUGUAUAUAUAUAUAUAUAUAUAUAUAUUUUAAAUAUGUAUAUGUAUAUAUGUACACAUAUAUAUAUAUAUAAAAUAAUUAUCUCUUUGAUGCAAUCACUUAAAAUGAUUUUAGAAAAUAUGCAAAUACAAUCGAUGUGAUCUUCUAAAUAAAAUAAAUAAUCGUGUUUAAUAAAAAUUCGAAUUACAAAAAUUUCUCAUACAUAUUUUAUUUAUUUUUAAUGCAAUUAAAUGUAUAGAUUAAUUCAUCUAUUUAUAUAUUCGUCUAUUGUAAAGCAAUUAGAUAAAAAUCACAUCAUAUAUAAAUAUAAUAAUCUAUUUUUUGUGUGCGCGCGUAUAUAUCUAUGUAUGUGUGCGUAUGUAUAAAAGCGCAGAUAUAAAGAGCAAUCGUUCAUUUGGUUUAAAUGUAUAAACAUGCAUCAUAUAUUUUAAAAUAAUAUUAGUUUAUAUAUCUUACGUGCAUAUAUAAAUUAACAUUUUGUUGCACUUGUUGGUAUAAUAAAGGUAAAUACAUGAAGUUAAAUAUUUAUAAAACAUUCUAAUGCACCCGCGAGAGUUAUUUAUUAAUCAUCGAACGUGCUAACGUCCAAUAAUUUGUCUUAUUAGCGACGUUAAAUAAUCCAUUAACGAUUACAAUCACAAUAACAUAUAAUGUUCACGAUCUUAUUGGGUUUUAUUUCAUUUUUAAUCUUAUUACACUAUUUUAUAAAAUACCGAAGAAUAGGAAGACUCCUUGAACUAAUUCCAGGACCAGAAUCAAUUCCGAUAAUAGGUAAUGUGCCAAGAUUUCGAUUAGAAAAUGAUGAUGCUUUUGAUAAACUUGUCGGGAAUGAUAAAACACAUUAUCCAAUAUAUAAAAUAUGGUCCUUUUUUUUUGCGUCAGUAGCUUUACUUCAUCCGAAUGAUGUUGAGAAACUAAUGAGGAGUAAACAACAUAUACAAAAAAGUAUAGCUUAUAAAUUCCUACAACCUUGGCUGUCCGAAGGAUUGAUAACGAGCAGUGGUGACAAAUGGCAAAAACGGCGAAAAUUGUUGACACCUGCAUUUCAUUUUAAUAUCCUUAAACAUUUUGUUAUGACAUUCAACGAGGAGGCAAAGUAUCUUAUAAGCAUACUCAAUGAAGAAACUAAAGAUGGACCAAUAAUUAAAGAUCUCAUGUCAUUUAUUACCGAGCACUCUUUAAACGCUAUAUGCGAAACUGCAAUGGGUACAUCUUUAAAGGAUAAAAGUGAAUUACAGAGUAAAUAUCGCGAAGCUGUACACGCUUUUGGCAGAAUCGUGCCGUACAGAUUGGGGAGACCAUGGUAUCAUUCAGAUUUUAUAUUUUCAUUUACAUCGCUUGGACGAAAGCAGAAUGAACUUUUAAAAACGUUGCACAAAUUUUCAUCAACCAUAAUUGCAGAAAGGAAACGUUUUCAUCAAGAAACCAACGGGAAAUAUUUACAAAAUUUCGACAAAAUGAAUGAGGACGACGUAUUCACCAACGGAACCAACGAUAUUAAUCAGAAUACGUUGAUCAAGAAAAGACUUGCUAUGUUAGAUCUUCUGAUAGCCGCAUCGAUGAACGAUAAUGAAAUCGAUGAUAAAGGAAUUCAAGAAGAAGUCGAUACUUUUAUGUUUGCCGGUCAUGACACUACAGCAACAUCAUUAUGUUUUGCUUUGCUCCAUAUUGCAAAAUACAAAUCAAUACAGGAACGUGUAAGAGAAGAAGUGAACGCCGUUAUGCAACAGAACAAUUGCAAUCUGACGAUGUCAAUGCUUAAUGAAUUUUCAUUCAUGGAAAGAUGCAUAAAAGAAUCACUACGUUUGUUUCCCACUACUCCUUUUGUAUUACGUUACUUGACAGAGGAUUUGCAGCUGGAUAAUUAUUUAGUCCCAGCCGGUGUUAAUUGCCGUGUAAGCAUCUACCAUUUACACAGAAAUCCAGAAUACUGGCCAAAUCCAAAUGUUUUCGAUCCCGAUAGAUUUUUACCAGAAAACAUGAAAGGACGUAAUCCAUAUUCGUACAUACCAUUUAGCGCAGGGUUACGCAAUUGUAUCGGUCAAAAAUUCGCUAUGCUCGAAAUGAAAUUAAUGAUAGCUUACAUAUUACACAACUAUCAUUUGGAACCAAUCGACGAAUUAGAUGAUAUUAAAAUUACAGGAAAUAUUAUUUUACGUACUUCUAAACCUCUUCGAGUCAAAUUUAUACCAAUAAAACAAUAACGAUGAAAUCUAUUAUUUCGCUUUAUAAUUUUCCAAUUUAAAUGAAAUAAAUCGCAAUUAUAAUGUGACUUAUAUUUUCUAUAAUUUCUGUAUAUCCUUAAAAACGAUUUUUCGUGAAAACUUUUAAUAGUUUAUACUAAACAUUUUGUAUUAUAUAAUUUUUGGUACAAAUCAUACGACAAUAUAAAUUAUUGAAUCGAUUCGUUUAUGAAAAUGAAAUAUUAUAAGAAUUAUAUUAUAUUCAUUAAUACGAAAUAGGCAUUGAUAUAUGAUCGCUAAUUGAUUCUACGAACUUGGCUAUUAAUAAAAAUCUCCAAACGCAA